CAGCGGGGACUGAGCCGGGGAUGGGGGAGCUGCCGGGGAAGGGGUGCUGGAGGGCUCCGAGGGGCUCCCGGUGCGACCCCAGUGACGCUCCCGCAUCCUCGGGCGGGAAGGGCAGGCGGCUGUGGAGCCCCCGCAGCAGCGAUGGAGCCCCGCUGCCCGCCCUGGCUGCAGAGCUUUGCCCGGCCGUGCCGCCUCCUGCUCCACGCGCUGGCCUCCGGCCCCGCCGGGGCACUCGCCGCCCUCCGGAUGGUGCAGCGGGACCAGCCCCGCGAGGGACCGGGACAGGCGUUCCCCUGGCAGGCCCUCACCGCAGCCCUGUGCGCCGAGGAGCCCGUGCUGGAGGAGCCACAGGGCGUCCUGGCUGUCAAGCCACGGCUGCUGCUGCUGCCUAUCAUGUGCCAGAGAAACUUCUUCUCCCUGCUCCUCGUGAUGCGGGAUGCAGUACCAGGGGGCUGCCUUGGCCAGCUGCUCCAGGCCAUGGAACAGGAUUCCCAUGUGGAUCCCUGGAUGCGGACGCUGGGGGAUCUGCUCCGGCAGGGAACAAGAACAGAAGAGCGCUUCCCAUCUCCCACUCCACUCUCGUCUACAUGCCAGCAGCAGCUUAGGUGCCUGUGCCAGAAAAUUGCCCAGAACAAACCAGAGGGGCAAAGGAAAUUGAACUGGUGCUUUAGGAAGCAGCCUGGUGCCACUGGAGAUGUGGCUGACUCUGUGCCUCAAGGUGGAAAGCGCAAGAAAGUGUUGGAGGAGGGAGCGGAGUUGAUCAGUGACAGAGAGAGGAAGAGGUUGCUGCUGGAGGAGGUGGUGUUUGACCCUCUGGGACCCCAGGAAUGUGGGGAUGUGACAGGGAUAGAAGAGGAGAUGCCUGAGGAGCCUUCAGUGGAUACAUGUGCUGAGGGCACAGAUGGGGCUGCUCCAGACAGCUCCCAGCAGGAUGCAGUUGGGGAGCUCAGGAAGAGUCCCGAAACAGAGCUGCCAGCAGAGGCUCAGUUCUUUCUCCAGAUGCAUGGACAGAAGCUGAAAAUGCUGCUGCUGCAGGAGUCCAGCCACUCUGAGCUGAGCAUCCCGCCUGAGCUUUGCAUCCUGAACAACUGCUCCCCCAGCCAGCUUGAAGGACUGUGCUCCUUCCUCCAGCUGUCUGUGUGCCCAGAGCCCUUCCUGGGGCGUUUCUGCAGGUGGCUGCUGGCUCUCACCCCUGACCUCAGCUACACCAGCGCGGCCAUCCUGGCAGAGCAGCUCUUCCUCAGGCGAGUCCUGUCCCUUACCCAGCCACCUUCCCGACACCUCAUGGCUGCCCUCGCUUCAUUUUGCUCCAAGUAUUCCCAGCCCUUCUGCCAUGUGCUGGUGGCUGCGGUCCUGCAGGAGCCAGGGGAAGGUGCUGAGCAGACCAAGCUGGUGUGUGAGCUUGUGGAGGAGUGCCUGGAGCCACACUGUGUGCAGCUGGUGCUAAGCCAAGUCUUGGAGAUGCCUUUGUCAGAGAAGCUCCUGCCGGUAGUGCAGGCCGUUCUGGGGCGGCAGGAGGUGUUGCCCCCGGAGCUCUUGGAUCUCCUGGUCCUGACGCUGUGCCGGCAGGCCUCAGCCUUUGCCACAUCACUUGACUAUGCUAAGCUGGUGACGGCCAUGCUUACCAUGUACCAGAGCCAGGUCACCCCAACUCACCGGAGCAAUCUGGCUGCCGCCCUGGAUCAGAGCAAUGCAGCUCUGAAGAAAUCACUGCAGGCUGUGCUGGAAGGGGCCAGAUGAGGUGACCACCAAAGGGAACUGCGAGGUGACAGGUUCCUUGCAUAGAGAACACUCAUUGCGUAGUGGCAGCUGCAGCCCACCCUGCACUGGGUUUCCCCCAAUGGGGUGGAACCCCACAGAUGGUGUCUGUGCCCCACAGAGUAUCCAAAGCCUCACGGCAGCAUCUGAUGUGAGGGUACUAUCACUGGGCAGCGCCAUCCCAGCCUCCCACAUCCCCGGAGCUCGGAGGUGAGGGCUCUUGUUUGAACAAUUAACGUGUUUCCAGGCUCUCCCUUCGGCCCGCCGCACUCAACAUGGCGGCCCCCGCCCAGCCGCACUCAACAUGGCGGCCCCCGCCCAGCCGCACUCAACAUGGCGGCCCCCGCCCAGCCGCACUCAACAUGGCGGCCCCCGCCCAGCCGCACUCAACAUGGCGGCCCCCGCCCAGCCGCACUCAACAUGGCGGCCCCCGCCCAGCCACACUCAACAUGGCGGCCCCGCCCCGCCCCUCCAAGGAUGCCGGCCGGGUGGGGCUGUUGGGGCUGAGUUCGCAGAUUCUGAGUUAUUAAUGUCCAAAACACAUCGCUGAACCAGGACAGAUAUUGAUUUGAGGCUCUGUGAGGCUAAUAAUUCUGGACCUAAUUCACUAUCCUGAUUUUACAUUGUCACAUUCCAAGGCAGAAGCUCUGCACGUGUCAGCGUUCCUCUCCGAGAGCUGAGCUGGUUUCGGAGCAGUGUGGCGGUCUGCUGCGCUGCGUAUCUGAUCGGCUGGGAUUUACAGAUUUCUGGGUUCAGGAGAGUGGGACUUAGCUGAAGAGCUGGGAAACUUGAAUUUUCUGCUUUAAAUCCACAUUUUUUUCCUGUUUGCUAGGGACCCUGCUGUGUGUGACAUAUUUCCAGGGAUGAUGACACUUCCCGUUGCAGGAUGUUUAAUGAUACUCUAAUAAAAAGUGCUUCUAUAGUGUGA
Pseudopipra pipra is the source of this 2686-nucleotide messenger RNA. It is a transcript of the gene FANCE, whose product is annotated as FA complementation group E. Bases 142 to 1740 code for a protein of 532 amino acids. Gene Ontology annotation, biological process: interstrand cross-link repair. The record is from RefSeq and is a predicted model, not a curated record. The transcript has 12 exons. NCBI's taxonomy places the organism in Eukaryota, Metazoa, Chordata, Aves, Passeriformes, Pipridae. Gene Ontology annotation, cellular component: Fanconi anaemia nuclear complex.